UAAAAGCUCACAAUGAGAUUUGCCCCUCAGAGCGGUUAGCUUAGUCUGAGGUCGACGUGGUCUUUGUACCAGAAGUGGGCGUUGUACCGUUUAGAAAACAUUGAGCUUAAGAUGCCAGUCGCCAUGCUGUCUCUCCUCACUGCGUCGUUAUUACUGGGGUUCACGUGCGGGGCCGAGUACGACUAUGGCGCGUUCGACCCAAGCAGAGACAACUUCCGUCCAGGUACGUUUCCCAACGGCUUCAUCUGGAGCACGGCCACGGCGUCCUACCAGAUCGAGGGCGGCUGGGACGCGGACGGCAAAGGCGAGUCCAUCUGGGACAGGUUCUCCCACACAUCUGGUAACGUAGACCGCGGGGACACCGGAGACGUGGCCUGUGACAGCUACAACAAGUACCGAGAAGACGUGCAGCUCAUGAAGGCCAUGGGUCUAGAAUACUACCGCUUCUCGCUGGCCUGGACCCGAAUCUUUCCCGAUGGCACCUCAGCAAGCGGCCCUAAUCAAGCUGGAGUUGACUACUACAACAACGUCAUAGACGAGCUGAUCGCAAACGGCAUCACCCCGAUGGUGACGCUUUACCACUGGGACCUUCCGCAGGCCUUACAGGACAGGUACGGAGGGUGGGUGAGCGAGGAGCUCGUACAACAUUUUAACGACUACGCCACCUUCGCGUUCCGCACUUUCGGGGACAGGGUGAAGUACUGGAUCACGUUUAACGAGCCCUGGGUGGUGUGCUUCCUUGGGUACGGUACAGGAGGCAACGCUCCGGGCAUUCAGGACUCGGGCAAUUCCACUUACCUCUGCGGACACAACAUCUUAAAGGCUCACGCGGAGGCCUGGCACACAUACGACGCCGUUUACCGCGGCAGUCAGCAGGGACAGGUCAGUAUAACGCUUAACUGUGACUGGCCGGAGCCCCGCGACCCGGACUCCCAGCUGGACGUCGACGCGGCUGACCGGUACAUACAGUUCUACAUCGGCUGGUUCGCCCACCCCAUCUACUCUGCCGAGGGAGACUAUCCCGCCGCCAUGAAGAACAGUAUUUUGGAGAAGAGUCAGGCGGAGGGUCUUCGGGAGUCUCGCCUGCCUCAGUUCACAGCGGCAGAGAUAGACUACAUCAGAGGCACGGGGGACUUCUUCGGUCUGAACCACUACACCGCACGGAUUAUCCAGAACAGGGUGGACCCUAACGAUACCCCAGGCUACUCCAACGACAGGAACCUGUCCGAGAGCACGGCACCAGAGUGGCCGAGGGCCGCGUCCGAGUGGCUGUACGUCGUGCCCUGGGGGCUCCGCAGACUGCUCAAAUUUAUCAAGACGAAUUACCGUGACCCUGACGUGUACAUCACCGAGAACGGCCGGUCGGACCAUGACGAACAACCGCCCAUCAUGGAGGACGACGACCGCAUCUGCUACUACAUGGGCUACAUCGACGAGGUCCUCAAAGCCAUAGAAGUAGACACGGCAUGGUCCCUGAUGGACAACUUCGAGUGGUCUCGUGGCUACACCGAACGCUUCGGGCUGCACUACGUCAACUUCACCGACCCAAGCCGGCCCCGAACACCCAAGAAAUCGGCAACUUUCUACCAGGAUAUCAUCGCCAGCAACGGCUUCCCUGAGGGAGCAAAGGUUACUGAGAUGGUGCGGAGUAGGUGGGAGGGGUGCAGGGGAGGGCCUGUGGGCUGGGCGGCAGCUACCCGCGCCAACAUAGGGGUGCUAGUACUCUCGGUCACGGUUACGUUACAAAGAUUACUUGGUACGAGGCCUAACAUGUCGGGCACGAUGCUGGGUCUAUUUGCCACGUCCUUGUGCCUUGGUCUUGUUUGCGGGGCUCAGUACGACUAUGGCGCGUACGACCACAGCAGAGACGCGUUCAGACAGGGCAGAUUUCCCGACGGCUUCAUCUGGAGCACGGCCACGGCGUCCUACCAGAUCGAGGGCGGCUGGGACGCGGACGGCAAAGGCGAGUCCAUCUGGGACAGGUUCUCGCACACAUCUGGUAACGUAGACCGCGGGGACACCGGAGACGUGGCCUGUGACAGCUACAACAAGUACCAAGAAGACGUGCGACUCAUGACGGACUUGGGUCUGAAGUACUACCGCUUCUCUCUCUCCUGGACCCGUAUCUUCCCCGACGGCACGUCAGCAAGCGGUCCCAAUGAAGAUGGAGUUGCGUACUACAAUAACCUGAUCAACGAGCUGAUACGUAACGGCGUAACUCCGAUGGUGACGCUUUACCACUGGGACCUUCCGCAGAACCUACAAGACACGUACGGAGGUUGGGUGAGCGAGGGCGUCGUCAGGCACUACAACGACUACGCCACCUUCGUGUUCCAGACGUUCGGGGACAGGGUGAAGUACUGGAUCACGUUUAACGAGCCCUGGGUGGUGUGUUACAUCGGGUACGGGACAGGGGAGCACGCCCCGGGGAUACAGGACGAGAGGAACUCCACGUACCUCUGCGGACACAACAUACUAAAGGCUCAUGCUCAGGCGUGGCACACCUACGACACAAACUUCCGAGCCAGUCAGCGCGGACAGGUCGGCAUCACCCUGAACUCGGACUGGGCGGAACCCCGGGACCCUGAGCUGGACGCUGACGUCACCGCCACCGAAAGGUACCUGCAGUUCUACCUGGGCUGGUUCGCAAAUCCCAUCUACAGCGUCGACGGAGACUAUCCCAUCGUCAUGAAGGAGGCCGUGCUAGCUAAGAGCCAGGCGGAGGGUCUGCGGGAGUCUCGCCUGCCACAGUUCUCCCAAGAGGAAGUCGAGUUCAUCAGAGGAACCUCCGACUUCUUCGGCCUGAACCACUACACCACACGGAUCAUUGAGGAUAACGUGGUCGUCGGCGCGGCACCAGGAUAUUCGAACGACAGGGACAUCGCACAGUACACGGCGCCUGAGUGGACCAGGGCUGAGUCGGAGUGGUUGUAUGAAGUUCCCUGGGGUCUCCGCAGGCUGCUCAACUAUAUCAAGCUGAACUAUGGUGAUCCCGAGGUGCUGGUGACGGAGAACGGGCGGUCUGACGGUGACGUCACGCCCCCUGUCAUGGACGACAGGGACCGCAUCUGUUACUACAUGACGUACAUCGACGAGGUGCUGAAGGCUAUCGAAGUAGACGGAGUGAAGGUGCGAGCCUACACCGCCUGGUCCCUGAUGGACAACUUCGAGUGGGCCCGAGGCUACACCGAACGCUUCGGGCUGCAUUACGUCGACUUCAACGACCCAAGCCGACCCCGAACAGCCAAACAGUCCGCAAGCUUCUACAAGGACGUCAUCGCCAGCAACGGCUUUCCUGCAGGAGCAGAGGUUACAGAGAUGGUGCGGAGUAGGUGGGCUGGGUGCAGGGGAGCGGCGGCCGCCACGCGCGCCAACAUCGCGAUCUUAGCUCUGUCAUUCAUCAUAACUGCCAUGUAUAACCUUGUCAAGAUCCAGGAUUAUUUUCAGCUGAGCGGAGACACAAUGUUGGCUACCAUACUGACCCUGCUUACCGCGUCUUUUCUAACGGGACCAGUGUGCGGUGCUGAGUACGACUACGGUGCGUACGACCCGACCAGGGACACAUUCAGGACUGGGCGGUUUCCGGACGGGUUUUUUUGGAGCACGGCCACGGCGUCUUACCAGAUCGAGGGUGCCUGGAACGUCAGCGGCAAAGGCGAGUCCAUCUGGGACAGGUUCUCCCACACACCCGGUAAGGUGCAGCGAGGAGACACCGGAGACGUGGCCUGUGACAGCUACAACAAGUACCGAGAAGACGUGCAGCUCAUGAAGGACUUGGGCCUACGAUUCUACCGCUUUUCUCUUUCGUGGACCCGUAUCUUUCCCGAUGGCACCUCAGCUAGCGGCCCCAACCAAGCUGGAGUCGACUACUACAACAACGUCAUAAAUGAGCUGAUCAGAAACGACAUCACCCCGAUGGUGACGCUUUACCACUGGGACCUUCCGCAGGCCUUACAGGACAGGUACGGAGGGUGGGUGAGCGAGGAGAUCGUACAACACUUCGAGGACUACGCCACCUUCGCGUUCCAGACGUUCGGUGACCGGGUGAAGUACUGGAUCACGUUUAAUGAGCCCUGGGUGGUGUGUACUGCAGGGUACGGGUCUGGGGGCCACGCUCCCGGCAUUCAGGACUCGGGCAACUCCACGUACCUCUGCGGACACAACAUCAUAAAGUCCCACGCCAGCGCGUGGCACAGCUACGACCAGAACUUCCGCCGUGCCCAGGGAGGACGAGUCAGCAUCACGCUCAGCUGCGGCUGGACGGAGCCGUUCGACCCCGACGUGCCGGCCGACGUCGUCGCCGCCGACCGCGACCUGCAGUUCCAGAUGGGCUGGUUUGCCCACCCGAUCUACACCUCACAGGGCGACUAUCCUCCCGCCAUGAAGGAAAUUAUCCUGCGGAAGAGUCUGGCGCAGGGGUUCCGGGAGUCCCGUCUGCCGGAGUUCACGGCGGCGGAGAUUGACUACAUCAGCGGUACCUACGACUUCUUCGGGCUGAACCAUUAUUCAUCUGGAAUAGUGAAGCACAAGGUCUCAACCGGGCAGGACCCAAAUUUCUGGGGCGACCAGGACCUGGAGUCGACCGUGGCACCAGAGUGGCCCCAGGCGGCUUCCAGCUGGCUCUACUCCGUACCCUGGGGGAUCCGCAGGCUGCUCGGCUACAUCAAGCAAAACUACAACGAUCCUGACAUCUACAUCACAGAGAACGGCUGGUCUGAAGAGGAGGCGGAUCCGCCCAUCCUGGAGGACACCGGUCGCCUCUGCUUCUACAUGGGGUACAUCGACGAAGUUCUGAAAGCUAUCGACCUGGACGAAGUGAAGGUGCGAGCCUACACCGCCUGGUCGCUGAUGGACAACUUCGAGUGGGCAGAGGGCUACACCGAACGCUUCGGGCUUCACUCCGUAGACUUCACCGACCCGAACCGACCCCGAACACCCAAGCGGUCCGCAAGCUUCUACAGGGACGUCAUCGCCAACAACGGCUUCCCUGAGGGAGCAGAGGUUACUGAGAUGGUGCGGAGUAGGUGGGAGGGGUGCAGGGGAGGUCCGGCGGGCUGGGCGGCCGCUACCCGCGCCAACAUAGGGGUGCUAGUACUCUCGGUCAUCGUCAAUGCAAUGUAUAACUUUAUCAACAUUCGGGCCGAAGGGCGGUUGUUACAAGUGCGCUGUAGAUCGGUAAUCCGCUGCCUGUUCCGUCCCUGGAUUCUCGCCAUGUUGCUCCUGCUGACCUUCUCUGUGCUGUUGGGUACGGCGUGUUCUGUCGUGUACGACUAUGGCGCGCACGACCCAGCCAGGGACGCCUUCCUCCCCGGCCGCUUCCCGGACGGCUUCAGCUUCAGCACGGCCACCGCCGCCUACCAGAUCGAGGGCGGCUGGAACGCCAGCGGUAAAGGUGAGUCCAUAUGGGACAGGUUCUCCCACACACCUGGUAAGGUAGACCGCGGGGACACCGGAGACGUGGCCUGUGACAGCUACAACAAGUACCGAGAAGACGUGCAGCUCAUGAAGAGCAUGGGACUACGAGACUACCGUUUGUCUCUGUCAUGGCCGCGAAUCUUUCCCGACGGUACCCUAGCGAGCGGCGUCAAUCAAGACGGAGUCGACUACUACAAUAAUGUCAUAAAUGAGCUGAUCGCAAACGGCAUCACCCCGAUGGUGACGCUUUACCACUGGGACCUUCCGCAGGUCUUACAGGACAGGUACGGGGGAUGGGUGAACGAAAGUCUGGUGGAACACUUCAACGACUUUGCGACCUUCGCGUUCCAGGCGUUCGGGGACAGGGUGAAGUACUGGAUCACGUUUAACGAGCCGAAGCCGGUGUGUAACAAGGGGUACGAGACGGGGACGCGCGCUCCAGGUGUCCGGGACCUGACCUUACUGUCUGCCUACAGGUGUGGACAUACCAUCAUCAAGGCCCAUGCGAGGGCGUACCACACAUACGACAGAGACUUCAGAAUAAGUCAGCGCGGGAUCGUGGGGAUCACUCUGAACCUGGACUGGGCGGAGCCUCGUGACCCAGACCUGCCCGCCGACGUCCAGGCCGCGGACCGCUACAUGCAGAUCUACAGCGGCUGGUUCGCUCAUCCCAUCUACGUGGACGGAGACUAUCCGCCAUUCGUCAAGGAAGGGUUGCAACAAGUUGGCUUGGCAAAUCCGGGGGAAGCCGUCCCGGAGUUUUCCGCGGAGGACAAGACUUACAUCGCCGGCACGGCCGACUUCUUCGGCUUGAACCACUACAAAACCCGGAUAGUCACAAGCAGAGACAUCGUCGUCGGCACAGCAGGCCAGACUUUUCGGGACACCAUAGAAGCGACCGUAGCACCGGAGUGGCCGCAGUCUGCGUCUAGCUGGCUGUACGUGGUGCCCUGGGGGCUCCGCAGGCUGCUGAAGCAUAUCAAGCAAGCCUACGGUGACCCUGACGUGUACAUCACGGAGAACGGCCGGUCGGACCCGGACGUCCAGCCGCCCAUCCUGGAGGACACCGACCGGGUCUGCUACUACGCGACGUACAUCGACGAGGUUCUAAAGGCUAUAAAAGAAGACGACGUCAAGGUGAAGUCGUACACCGCCUGGUCCUUCAUGGACAACUUCGAGUGGGACAAGGGCUACACCGAGCGGUUCGGGCUCAUCUACGUCGACUUCACCGACCCCAACCGACCCCGAACACCGAAGAGGUCCGCAAGUUUCUACACCGACAUUAUCGCCAACAACGGCUUCCCUGAGGGAGCAGAGGUCACCAUGAUGGUUCAGGACAUGUGGGGGAAGUGUCGAGGCUCGUCGGGAUCAGCCGGACUCCGUGUUAACAAUGGAUUUUUAGCUCUUUUUAUCACGAUUACCGUCAUGUGUACCUUCUUAACUUGCAGGAGCUUAAUUUUUUGUAAUAGCAGGUUCAAAAUGAUGUUUUUAUGGACCUUCUUUGUGGUGAUGAGUGCAGUGUACUGUGCUGAGUACGACUAUGGAGCGUACGACCCGGCCAGGGACGCCUUCCGUCCAGGCAGGUUUCCCGACGGCUUCAUCUGGAGCACGGCCACGGCGUCCUACCAGAUCGAGGGCGGCUGGGACGCGGACGGCAAAGGCGAGUCCAUCUGGGACAGGUUCUCCCACACACCUGGUAACGUAGACCGCGGGGACACCGGAGACGUGGCCUGUGACAGCUACAACAAGUACCGAGAAGACGUGCAGCUCAUGAGGAACAUGGGUCUGAAGUACUACCGCAUGUCUCUGUCAUGGCCGCGAAUCUUUCCCGACGGUACCCUAGCGGGCGGCGUCAACCAAGCUGGAGUCGAGUACUACAAUAAUGUCAUAAAUGAGCUGAUGGCAAACGGCAUCACCCCGAUGGUGACGCUUUACCACUGGGACCUUCCGCAGGCCUUACAGGACAGGUACGGGGGGUGGGUGAACGAAACGCUUGUAGAACACUUCAACGACUACGCGUCAUACUGCUUCCAGACGUUCGGCGACAGGGUGAAGUUUUGGCUGACGUUUAACGAGCCGAAGGUCGUGUGUGACAACGGGCACAUCACCGGAGAACACGCCCCCGGCAUACAGGACCGGACCCUGCUGACCGGAUAUCGGGCUGGACACACGCUGCUGAAGGCUCAUGCCAGGGCGUGGCACACAUACGACAGAGACUUCAGAGCAGCUCAGGGCGGCAAAGUUGGAAUCACCCUGAACCUGGACUGGGCGGAGCCUCGUGACCCAGACCUGCCCGCCGACGUCCAGGCCGCGGACCGCUACAUGCAGAUCUACAGCGGCUGGUUCGCUCAUCCCAUCUACGUGGACGGAGACUAUCCGCCAUUCCUGAAGGAUGAGCUACAACAGCUCGCUCAAGCUAACCCGGGGAUCAACUCGCUGGUGUUCACUCCAGAAGACAAGGAGUACAUCCGGGGCACGUCUGACUACUUCGGAUUGAACCAUUACGUCACUCGCAUCGUCGCAAACAGAGACAUCGUUAUCGGCCCGGGCCAGACGUUCCGAGACACCUUUGAAGCGACCGUCGCGCCGGAGUGGCCGCGAGCAGAGUCCAACUGGCUGUACGUGGUGCCCUGGGGGCUCCGCAGGCUGCUCAAGCACAUCAAGACGAACUACGGUGACCCUGACAUCUACAUCACGGAGAACGGCCGGUCUGACGGUGACGUCACGCCGCCCAUCAUAGAGGACACCGACCGGGUCUGCUACUACGCCGGGUACAUAGACGAGGUGUUCAAGGCUAUCAACGAGGACGGCGUAAAAGUGAAGUCCUACACCGCCUGGUCCUUCAUGGACAACUUCGAGUGGGCCCGAGGAUACACCGAACGCUUCGGGCUUCACUAUGUCGACUUCACCGACCCGAACCGACCCCGAACACCCAAACAGUCCGCUGGAUUCUACAAGGACGUCAUCGCUAACAACGGCUUCCCUGAGGGAGCAGACGUCACCAGGAUGGUCCAGGACAUGUGGGGGGAAUUUCCUGACGGUUUUAUUUGGAGCACAUCGACCUCCGCUUACCAGAUCGAGGGCGGCUGGGACGCGGACGGCAAAGGCGAGUCCAUCUGGGACAGGUUCUCCCACACACCUGGUAAGGUAGACCGCGGGGACACCGGAGACGUGGCCUGUGACAGCUACAACAAGUACCGAGAAGACGUGCAGCUUAUGAAGAACAUGGGUCUGAAGUAUUACCGCAUGUCUCUGUCAUGGCCGCGAAUCUUUCCCGACGGUACCCUAGCGGGCGGCGUCAAGCAAGCUGGAGUUGACUACUACAACAACGUCAUAAAUGAGCUGAUCAGAAACGGCAUCACCCCGAUGGUGACUCUUUACCACUGGGACCUUCCGCAGGCCUUACAGGACAGGUACGGGGGGUGGGUGAACGAAAGUCUGGUGGAACACUUCAACGACUUCGUAUCAUUUGCAUUCAAGAGCUUUGGGGACAGGGUCAAGCUGUGGUUAACCUUCAACGACGCAAAGAUAUUAUGUAACGACGGCUACCUGACCGGCCAGCACGCUCCAGGCGUUCAGGACCCAAGCCAACUAUCCAGCUACCUUUGUGGACAUAAUAUCUUGAAGGCCCAUGCCAAGGCGUGGCACACAUACAACACCACCUUCCGAGCAAGUCAAGGUGGGAAGGUUGGAAUAACCGUCAGCCUGGACUGGGCAGAGCCCCAGGAUCCCGACCUUGCGGCCGAUGUGGCGGCGGCAGAUUAUUACAUGCAGGUCUCUAACGGCCAGUUCGCACAUCCCAUCUAUGUCAACGGUGACUACCCACCUGACUUCAAAGUCUUGGUGAGUUGUGAUACUUUUACUUUAUGGAGAUGAGCUAAACUCAGGCAGGCAUUACCAGAUAAGGACGUCCCGCACUUUACCGACGAAGAGAAGGCCAGCAUUCGUGGCUCGUCGGACUUCUUCGGCCUGAAUCACUACACGAGCCGUAUCGUCGGGCACAGGGAUACCCCUGCUGGGAAGGUGAGCGUUGUGGAUACAAAUGAUCCUGGGCCUCUGGACAACAUCAACAUCACGACAUCUCCAGCCUGGCGGCGCGCUGCGUCUGACUGGCUGUACGCUGUGCCAUGGGGCAUGCGCAGAGUGCUCAAAUACGUUAAGGACACGUUUGGCGACCCCGAGGUCUACAUCACAGAGAACGGUUGGUCUGACGGUGACGUCACUCCGCCCGUCAUGGAGGACACCGGCCGCAUCUGUUACUACAUGACGUACAUCGAUGAGGUACUAAAAGCUAUUAACUAUGACAAAGUGAAUGUUAGAGCAUAUACUGCCUGGUCCAUAAUGGACAACAUGGAGUGGCAAAAUGGCUACACUCUGCGGUUUGGACUGUACUACGUUAACUUCACCGACCCAAACCGGCCUCGGACACCCAAGCUGUCAGCUGGAGUCUACAGGGCCAUCAUCACUAACAACGGCUUCCCUGAGGGAGCAGAGGUUACCAGGAUGGUGGAGAACAUGUGGGGGGAGUGUCAGAAUGGCAGUGUCGUCAGGAAGGAGCUGUAGAGCAUCAUUUUCAAACAGCAAUUGUUGUAUUUUGGCUCUGUGAUAUACAGUAUAGGCAAUGGGGGUAAGGGAUGACUACAUGUGGCCUAAGGAAGGGGAGGGUCAACUUGGUGCUGGGUGAUGCAGCCAUGACAGUGUGUGUUAGUGUCUGACACUUACAGGAAGUUGGGUCAAAAGUCCCAGAUUUGUAGCAGAGGUUUAAUAUCUCAUUUCCUGUUUGUCAGCAUGAUUGCAGGGGUGUGACUGUGUCAUCUCUUGUUAUCAAUACAUAAAGGAAAAUUUUUCUUGCCAUAUUUGAUAUUCUUUAACCCUUGUCCUGCUGGCAUUCC
Branchiostoma belcheri (Belcher's lancelet) is the source of this 10307-nucleotide messenger RNA. RefSeq lists its product as uncharacterized. The transcript is spliced from 36 exons. Lineage: Eukaryota; Metazoa; Chordata; Leptocardii; Amphioxiformes; Branchiostomatidae. Gene Ontology annotation, molecular function: beta-glucosidase activity. Gene Ontology annotation, biological process: carbohydrate metabolic process. The record is from RefSeq and is a predicted model, not a curated record.